CUUGUCUGCCUUUCACCGAGGGAGAGAGAAAGGGAGGGUUCUUCACUUGGCUACCUCUUUAUUUGUUUCCUCGACCCUUUUCGUUUCAAUUUUCUUCAUCAACAACUUAAUUCAUCACAAUUUCUGAUAAUCCAAACCAAACCCACUUCUAUUUUCAUCGCAAAUCUUGAUGGAUCCACAGAUUUAAUGCCUUCAGACCGACUUGAUCUUCUUGAUCUUGCGAGAUCUUCAUCUUGUUGUUCUUCUCCGGGCCUUGCUCAUUCAUGGGAGCGUCCAUUGAAGUGUUAACUGUUAUGCUGAUAUUUUGGAGGGUUGUUUGGAUGAGAUGAGGGAUGUUCUCAGGGUUGAUGAACUUUCUGAAAGCUUGUUUUCGACCGCGGUCGGAUCGACAUGUGCACAAAGGUUCAGAUGCUGGUGGUCGACAGGAUGGUCUCUUAUGGUACAAGGAUAGUGGACAGCAUGCCAAUGGUGAGUUUUCAAUGGCUGUAGUUCAGGCUAAUAAUUUACUUGAGGAUCAAAGCCAGAUGGAGUCGGGCAAUUUGAGCUUGCACGAGGCUGGGCCAUAUGGUACUUUUGUUGGUGUGUAUGAUGGGCAUGGAGGGCCAGAGACAUCUCGCUAUGUAAAUGAUCAUCUCUUCCAGCAUCUUAAAAGGUUUGCUUCCGAGCAACAGUCCAUGUCGGUGGAUGUCAUACGAAAGGCGUUUCAAGCUACCGAAGACGGGGUUAUCGCUCAAGUUUCAAAACAAUGGUCAAUGAGGCCACUAAUUGCAGCUGUUGGAUCUUGCUGCCUUGUAGGUGUAAUUUGUGGUGGAACUCUUUACAUAGCUAACCUUGGUGAUUCACGAGCUGUUUUAGGGAGAGUUGUAAAGGCAACAGGGGAAGUUUUGUCUGUCCAGUUGUCGGCUGAGCAUAAUGCAUCAAUAGAGUCUGUCAGGCAGGAGCUCCGGGCCCUGCACCCUGAUGAUCCACAUAUUGUUGUCUUGAAGCAUAAUGUAUGGCGUGUGAAGGGCCUUAUACAGGUUUCUCGAUCCAUCGGUGAUGUCUAUUUAAAGAGAGCUGAGUUCAACCGAGAGCCUCUAUAUGCUAAGUUUCGCCUUCGUGAACCUAUCAAAACGCCCAUACUGAACGCCGAACCAUCCAUUUCAGUGCUCCAGUUGCAACCACAAGAUCAAUUUAUUAUAUUUGCUUCAGAUGGGCUCUGGGAACACCUUAGCAAUCAGGAAGCUGUUGAUAUUGUCCAAAACCAUCCACGCAAUGGAAGUGCAAGGAGGUUAGUGAAAGCAGCACUGCAAGAGGCAGCAAAGAAACGAGAAAUGAGGUACUCCGAUUUGAAGAAGAUUGACCGUGGCGUACGGCGACAUUUCCACGAUGACAUCACAGUGGUUGUUGUGUUUCUCGACUCGAACCUUGUGAGCCGGGCUAGCUCUACAAAAUGCCCAAGCCUAUCCAUGCGAGGGGGCGGAGUUAACUUGCAUCCUAACUCAUUGGCCCCUGGCAUGGCCUGAUUAGGCCAUAAUCAUCUCAUGUUUGUCUGUUGUAUUGAUAUCAUAUGUGAAUACCAGGUAGCUUCCAACAGAGAUAAAGUGGAGCCAGGCAUCAAUCCUUUUACCAUACAACACUGUAACUGUUAACUCAAAAACCAAAGCAACUGAAGUAGACAGCUUCAAGUCGCCUGUAAUUGUAGCUAAUUCCUUCCCAAGAUUUUUUCUUCACCCAUUUUGCUCACUGCUUAGCUCUUGUAAAUUGUAUGUAUCAUGACUCAGUUCAUGCUGAACUGCCUAUCUGUCAUUCAUUACAUCCGUAUAAAAUCAUCAAGUUCGGUGCUAGCA
Messenger RNA from Cucurbita moschata (crookneck pumpkin), 1829 nucleotides. RefSeq names its product probable protein phosphatase 2C 60. The transcript is spliced from 5 exons. Gene Ontology annotation, biological process: protein dephosphorylation. The coding region runs from base 333 to 1505 and encodes 390 amino acids. The record is from RefSeq and is a predicted model, not a curated record. Gene Ontology annotation, molecular function: protein serine/threonine phosphatase activity; cation binding. NCBI's taxonomy places the organism in Eukaryota, Viridiplantae, Streptophyta, Magnoliopsida, Cucurbitales, Cucurbitaceae.